AUGAAUUUUGAUGGACAGGAUUUAACUGGUGUUUUCAAGAUAACCAAUUUGGUUGUUUCUGGGCUAUGUGUGGUAGGUGGUCUUUCCCAAUUGUUCUACAGUUUCCAUUCAUUUGUUUCUGGAUUGUAUAUUAUUGCAUUUGGUGCGGUAAUUGGGGCAUUGGAAUUUCGAGUACCAGCUGAAGCGUACGCUUAUGCGUCGUUUUUAUUUUCGUUUAUUGGCCGUGGAAUAUUCUACACGUUUCUUGGGGUCAGUUUAAGUGGUGGGUCAUUUUUCAGAGUGUUUGCAGCAUUAGUGCUUUUUACAAUUGGGUUGGCAUAUGUGGUGUUGGAGACUAUUCCUAGUAUUUCGCCCCCAGAAAAUAUGAAUCCUGAUGGGGCAGUGAUUGGAUUGAACGAUGAAGAAGGGGUGUAA
This is a messenger RNA of Candida dubliniensis CD36, 414 nucleotides long. RefSeq lists its product as uncharacterized. Gene Ontology annotation, biological process: vesicle-mediated transport. The coding region runs from base 1 to 414 and encodes 137 amino acids. NCBI's taxonomy places the organism in Eukaryota, Fungi, Ascomycota, Pichiomycetes, Serinales, Debaryomycetaceae. The record is from RefSeq and is a predicted model, not a curated record. Gene Ontology annotation, cellular component: Golgi membrane. The transcript has a single exon.